Meleagris gallopavo (turkey) is the source of this 2672-nucleotide messenger RNA. NCBI's taxonomy places the organism in Eukaryota, Metazoa, Chordata, Aves, Galliformes, Phasianidae. The record is from RefSeq and is a predicted model, not a curated record.
CAGCUGCUGUUCCGGCCGUACUCCCCCGGCAUUUCCCUGUGGAAGGAUGGCAGGGAGCUGCACACUCUGGACCGCAUCGCCACCAGCCACUUUGAGAUCCCUGAUGAGGAGGAGGUAGCCAUGACCUCCACAUUCAGCAUCCGGGCUGCUCAGCGCUCGGAUAACGGCUCCUAUGUCUGCAAACUCAACAUCUCUGGCAUUGAGAUUGCAUCUGAUCCCAUCUUGGUACAGCUGGAAGGGCUCCCACACUUCAUUCAACAGCCUGAGAAGCUGAAUGUCACCAAGAACAGCCCCUUCAACCUCACGUGCCAAGCUGUGGGCCCGCCAGAGCCUGUGGAAAUCUACUGGUUCCGUAACAAUGUCCAACUCAACAUGAAGCCCUACAUCUCCCCAUCAGUGCUGACUGUGCCAGGUCUCAAUGAAACAGCACUGUUCAGUUGUGAGGCUCACAACAGCAAAGGGCUGACUGCUUCCAACCCUGGGCAGGUCAACGUGAAAGGAAUACCAUCUGCACCAAAAACUGUGCAUGUCCUGAAGAGAAUGGCCCACAGCAUUGUGAUCUCCUGGGUGCCAGGCUUCGAUGCGUUCUCUGCUUUGAACAGCUGCAGUGUGAAGGUCAAGGAAGCCGUUCCACGAAGCAAUGUCUCAUUUCUGCUCUUUAACACGUCGGUGCCUCCCCACAUGUAUCACAUCCAGCAGCUGUGGCCCAUGGCAGAUUAUAACAUUAGUGUUUCUUGCAAGAAUGAAGUCGGUUGGUCGGCAUUUAGCCCCUGGAUAACAGCCAGUACCACGGAAGGAGCUCCAACUACCCAGCCGCUGAAUGUCACAGUGUCACUCAACGAAUCCAGCUCCUUCCUGGAAAUCCGAUGGGUGAAGCCACCUCUUGAGAGGACACACGGGGAGCUGCAGGGAUAUCACAUCUGGCACACGUGGAUGGACUCCAAGGGGCUGAACGUCUCCUCGGAAGCCCAGCAUAAUGCCACCGUGGCCAUCCUGCCCGUGGUGGCCACCAAUGCCACCUGCUCAGUGCGUGUGGCUGCUGUCACCAAGGGAGGCGUGGGGCCCUUCAGCAGCCCGGUGGAGGUCUUUGUUCCUGCCAGUGGGUUAAUAACCUCAGCUCCCUCUUCAACACCAGCAUCUGGGAACACGGACUCCUUUAUAGUAGCACUGGGCUUCAUCUGUGGUACGGUUGCUGUCGGGCUGAUCCUCUGCUUGUCUGUGGUCAUCCAGAAAAGAUGCAUGGAAACAAAGUAUGGGAAUGCCUUCAGCAGAAAUGAUUCAGAGCUGGUGGUAAACUACACAGCCAAGAAGUCCUACUGCCGGAGAGCCAUCGAACUGACAUUGGGUAGCCUGGGCGUCAGCAGCGAGCUCCAGCAGAAGCUGCAGGAUGUCGUCAUUGACAGAAAUGCCCUCAGCUUGGGGAAAGUCCUGGGAGAGGGGGAGUUCGGGUCAGUGAUGGAGGGGCGUCUCAGCCAGCCAGAAGGCACCCCACAGAAGGUGGCUGUCAAGACCAUGAAAUUGGAUAACUUUUCCCAUAGAGAGAUAGAAGAGUUCCUCAGUGAAGCAGCGUGCAUGAAGGACUUUGACCACCCCAACGUCAUCAAGCUCCUAGGCGUGUGCAUCGAGCUGAGCUCUCAGCAGAUCCCCAAGCCCAUGGUGGUUCUCCCCUUCAUGAAAUACGGUGACCUGCACAGCUUCCUGCUUCGCUCCCGGCUGGAGAUGGCCCCCCAGUUUGUGCCCCUGCAGACUCUGGUGAAGUUCAUGGUGGAUAUUGCCCUGGGCAUGGAGUACCUGAGCAGUCGGCAGUUUCUCCACAGGGAUUUGGCGGCUCGGAACUGCAUGUUACGGGAUGACAUGACGGUGUGCGUGGCAGACUUUGGGUUGUCCAAGAAGAUCUACAGCGGCGAUUACUAUCGUCAGGGCCGAAUAGCAAAAAUGCCAGUGAAGUGGAUUGCGAUAGAGUCCCUGGCUGACCGUGUCUACACCACCAAGAGUGAUGUGUGGGCAUUUGGCGUUACCAUGUGGGAGAUAGCCACCAGAGGGAUGACUCCGUACCCAGGGGUGCAGAACCACGAGAUUUAUGAGUAUCUAUUCCACGGGCAGCGGCUCAAAAAGCCUGAGAACUGCUUAGAUGAACUGUACGAUAUCAUGUCCUCCUGCUGGAGGGCUGAACCUGCUGACCGACCGACGUUCUCGCAGCUGAAAGUUCAUCUGGAGAAGCUUUUGGAAAGCCUUCCUGCCCUGAAGGGGUCCGGGGACAUCAUCUACGUCAACACCAGCCUGCCAGAGGAGAGCCCCGACUCCACCCAGGAUUCGGGCUUCCCCCAAGCGGACUCUGACUUGGACACCGGGGACAUUGCUGAGCCCUGCUGCUCCCACACGAAGGCAGCGCUGGUGGCAGUGGAUAUCCACGAUGGGGGCUCGAGGUACGUCCUUGAGAGUGAGGGCAGCCCCACGGAGGAGGCUUACGUCCCACUGCUGCCCCACGAGGGCUCGGCAUGGACCGAGGCCAGCACCUUGCCUGCUGGCAGCUCGCUUGCAGCUCAGCUGCCCUGUGCUGAUGGCUGCCUGGAGGACUCUGAAGUGCUGCUGUGAAUGGAGCCUGCACAAAGCAGGGUGUGAAUCGGGACAGAGAGAUUUUAUUUUAAUAAACAGUCUUAUUUCUUCUUGCA